GCGGCCCCGCGCUACUUCCCAUCCGCGACGAGGAGGGCGACGACGAUGAAUUUGACGGUGGCGGCGUGGGGCCUGCAUCCCACGAGGCGCCAGACGGCGCGCAGGCCGCUGGCAAGGAUGGCGAAGAGACGCAUUGGGCAAGGGAGAGCGCAAAGCGGCGGACAAAAACUUUGGAGUGGCUUGCAUGGAAGCCUUUGCCCAGGAUUCUCGCCAUGAGGCAGCUUCUUGGACCGCGGGCGCAUUUGCUCGCCAAGCAGCUGCAGGUAGGAUCGCACGAGUGGGAAUUUAAAGAGAGGGCGAAGCUAGCGGCUGCGAUCAACCAGGGUCGCAACACUGAUGGCGUCAGGGCAUAUCGGGUGGUGGUUGCAGCUUGCGGGGACCUAGAAUCAGCAGUCGUGAGAGAUAUGACAGAACUUGCAACGCAGCGGGAGAAUUGGAUUCACUACCCAGCCCAUUGUGUGAAUAUGGCUUUCAAUUCGGAGAUUUUCAGGUCCACGAGUGCAGCGCUGUGCAUAAUCGAGCAGAACAUGUCCAGUCUUCACAAUGAAUUUCCGAUCAAGUUGUUCAAGCUUCUCAGAGACCCAACGCUAGCCGAUGCCAUGUCGAAGGAGCCCCCGUGCGUGAUGGAUUCCUGGACCGCCGACAUGCUGACGCGACAUCCUGGUUUCGUCGGUCCCGAGUUCAAGGCGAAGCUGAUUUUGACAGCGCUCGUCCACUUCACCGACAUCUCUUGCAUUGAAUCGCUACAUUCUUCUAUUCGCAGGUUGCUGGUGCAGCGGUCGGUGCAAACGCACGCCCUAGACAUCUCAGGUUGCGAUGUGGAGUUCAUGUUGCAGCAGUUUCGUCGGUUUUCAAAGCACAUCGGCUUCGAUCAGCAGGUCGUGAAGGGCAUGAAGAAACGGGUGGGCCGCGAGCCGACGCGCAAGAGCGUCAAGAAGCAGCUCUUGCAG
This is a messenger RNA of Prorocentrum cordatum, 950 nucleotides long. The record is from the annotation of a GenBank genome assembly. Lineage: Eukaryota; Dinophyceae; Prorocentrales; Prorocentraceae.